AUGUCUGUAUUGUUCAGACUUGUACAGCUUCUGGGCAAACUUCAGACACAGAGAGACACGUCGGUCUUCGAGUUUCUGGAGUUCAUAUCAACAUUAAUUUUUUUGUCACAAUGUCUAGGUGAAUGUGGUGCAUAUAUCACUGGGAAAUCGUCUGGCUUCGUCUAUUCCCCCAACUAUCCAGGACUGUAUAGCAACAACUUGUACUGUCUGUGGACUAUAGAGGUCAACACGGGGGAAGGGGUGAAGAUGACGCCAGUAUCGUUUUCUUUGGAAGAUGGCUAUGAUUUGUUAUACAUCUACAUGGGGGAACUAGACACCCUUACCCUUUUGGGACGGUACACCGGACAAAGCAUUGCGGGGGAAAUCAUUGCCACUUACAACAUGGCCCAUCUACUUCUCACUUCGGACGAGUCUUACACGGAUGGUGGCUUCAAAAUCCAAUUUGAGGCAUUUGAUUUGACGGGUUUUCCGUGCCCGGACCCUGGCGUUCCCACCAACGGCUACAGGAUCGGAGACACGUUUGACGAGUGGUCGGUUGUUACGUUUGGCUGUGAAGACGGCUACAUGUUGCUCGGCCAGCAAAACCUGACUUGUGUGUCCGGGCACUGGAACUUCAGCCCUCCACGCUGUUCAGAUCGCCAGGGAUAUCAACGGAUGCACCAUCUGUUAGGAGAUACUGGUGCGUUUUCGUCCAUGAACUACCCGCACUACCCCUACCGGAACCACGUGUAUCAGCAGUGGAACAUUGCCGUCGACACACACAAGGCUGUCAAACUGACGUUUGUGGAUUUCGAUAUCGAUUUAAACCAAGGCUGUGAAGACUAUGUAAUAGCUCACGACCCUGAUGUUGAAGCACACGUGGCACAUUGGUGUGGCACUUGUGUCCCCUCUCCUAAAACCUCGACUGGAAACCGUCUUAACGUCAUUUUCGUGACAGACUUUGUGAUUCGCAGAGCUGGGUUUUCUGCGCGAUAUAAAGCGGUGGAAAAGGGCCAAGGAACCGGAUGGGAAGUAGUCGGUAUAGAACGCUUUCUGCAGAUUUCAGUAGGACGUGUUGGAGUGUGGGCAGUCUAUAACCACUCUACUGUCAUGUACCGUGUAGGGACGUACGGGAACAAGGAAACAGCUGGCCUCGGUUGGCGACCAGUACAGAUCGACAGUGUCAACAAUUAUCUUUUUAACUUCGAGAAGCUGGCUGUGGAGACCUCUCGUGUGCCUGUAGAGAUAGACUGGCUACAUUCCGGAAAGAAUUUUGUCUGGGUCAUUGGAACCGACUUUUCAUAUAAGCAAGGAGAAGCCAUAGUCAGAAAAGGAAUAAGUCCAGGAACACCAGAAGGGAAGACAUGGGAGACUGUCGGAGCAGCAAAUAUAAAGCAAGUCAGCGUCAGCUCUAGAACUGGGCAGCUGUGGGCGGUUGAAUUGGGCCAUAGAGUGUGGCGUUCACCUUUCUACUGUGAAAUCACGAUGAAGUACGACUGGGAAUCAACUGAUGGCUGCUUACAGUCUAUAUCGGUUGGGCGUGUCGGAGUUUGGGCUGUCGACAGGGAGGGCGAUGUGUACCACAGAGCGGGGACAUUUUGGAACGAAACCUCCCCUGAAAAACGUCUAUGUGCAGAGGACGAGAUCAUUUGCCCUCACAGUGGAAAAUGUAUCCCAGAUUGCAGUGUGUGUGACGGCGUAGUGGACUGUGGGGAGGAUGAUGGCAGUGACGAACGAAACUGCUGGUUUGCCGCCUGCUCGGAGAAAAACAGACGGCUGUGUGACGGAGCUGCGGGCUGCUACAGCCCCAGUCGUGUGUGCGACGGGGACUGGAACUGUGGAGAAGACAAGGAAGACGAGAGGGACUGUCGAGACAGCUGCUUUGAGUUAGAAGAACGAGGUUUAUCUCUUCGGCGGAACCAAGCCCAGUGCCGUGAUUUGAAGGGCUGUGUGAAGAUCACGAAAGUUUGUGAUGGCGAGAGGGACUGUUCAGACGGCUCUGAUGAGAUCAGAUGUGACGAAUUCUGCUCCCUUCAUGGUUUGUUCGGCGACACUGCUUUCUGGAAGUGCCGAGAUUCCUCAGGUUGUAUAAAAGGAGAAUCUCUGUGUAACGGCCUUCCUGACUGUGAAGACGGCUCGGACGAAGAAAACUGUGGACUGUCGCACCCGUGCAAUGGAAAUGACGAGUGGAAAUGCCCUGGAGAAAACACUUGUCUGCCGAAGGUCUACGUUUGUGAUUCAAUACCUCAGUGCUCAAAUGGAAAGGACGAAGAAAACUGUGGUCAGUAUGCAUGCAAUGCCACUGGUGAUUUUGAUUGUAUAUCACCCAAAAAAUGCAUUGAACAGCGCCGUGUUUGCGAUGGAGUUCCUGACUGUGUCUCAUUCUUUCAGUCAGUACGGUGCCCUGGUACAAAGUGUGAGGAAACACACAAGUGCAUUCCCUCCACUAAUGUCUGUGAUGGAGUACCGGACUGUCUGGCGUCUACAGAGGAGCAGGAUUGUGCGUCAACAAGAUGUCUGGAUACGAUGACAGAACACGACAAAUUUAAGGAAAUCGGCAUCGCUCAGUAUUGUGAUGGCACAGAAGAUUGCAGGAGCGGGGCAGACGAAAGUCCGAGGAAAUGUGGGCGGGGAGGUUGUUUGCUGCCUUUGUCCUUACUUCUAGAGGAGUAUUCAAUCGAAAAGGGUGCCGGUGCAAGUGACGUCAUCCACAGUAACCAUGAGCUGACUCUGGUAGAAUGGGUGGUUGAGGGGUUCGAUGAUUGGUUGCAGAUUACUAUGGGUGAACCUGUUCAACUCACCGGAGUAGAGUUUUCAGGUUCAAGGCUAUCACAUACUCUAACAUUUACGUUGGAGCAUGGUGUUUGGGCUGACUGUUUGACGGCGUAUACGGAAGAAGACGGAGUAAAGAUAUUCCAAACGCUCAACAAUGGUGCUGGACAAAGUAAGCAUUACCUGGCCAUACCGGUGCAGGCCAGGGUGGUCAGGCUUACGCCUCAAUCAGACGCCUGGGUGGACAGAGCUAUCUGGGAAGUAGGACUUUUGGGAUGUCCUAUAAAAGACCAUCGUGAAAAUGACAGAUCGUGUGGUAAAAGUUGGACGAUGUUUGAAGAACGCUGUUAUCAGAAGUUUUCCUCCCCGCUUGUGUGGCGGGCUGCGGACAGGUACUGCCAGGCUCUGGGUGGUCAUCUGGCGGCCGUCAACUCGCCACGGGAGAACGGCUUUCUCCGGGGCAGCAUUGGGAGUGGGUGGAUCGGGAUGAUGCUGGAUGCUGUCUUGAUCAAGAAUGUAAGCCAGAAUACUGUCAACUUUACUUGGAGCGACGGAAGUCCUGUGGGUGGCGCUUUCCAGGAACAAGACAUUUCAUUCGAUGGUUUCCAGGAAUACAUACGGAGACUGAAUGAUCCCUUCUGUGCCUUUCUAGAAAAUCACGUGUGCGACAAUUGCAUGGCCAAUAAGGCUGUGUGUGGCAACAUCCGAUGUGGCAGCCCUGACCAGUACCGCUGUGGACUGAUCUACUCUCCCGGGUACCCAGCCGCCUUCCCUCCGUCAGUCCUCUGCCUGUGGACCAUCGAUGGUCCUCCUGGAAGUUUCGUCACGCUUCUGCUGCUAGACGUUGAUUUGCCGGGAUACUCGAAUGGGGCCUGCACAAGUCGUGUGCUGCAGGUCAGGGACAGGUUCCUGGCGGUAAGGUGGAACACGAUUCAUGGACUUUGUCGCGGCGAGGGUGAACAGAAGCGCUACGUGUCGAGCUCGAAUGACAUGCAGUUGGCCAUGUUGGCGACGAGCAAUGAUGCUUUUCUCGGCGACAGCCGCGGGUUUAUGGCGACGUUUAACAUCAGUACCUUCAGUUCCAGCCGCCAAGUGCAGAACCUACCUGAUGAUGCAGGAAUCGUGUGCCCGUGUGGCUGGCACUUGUUCCGCCGGAACUGUUUUCAGACCUUCCGACAUACUUCGCCUGUGACCUGGGAGGAGUCGGACGCCAAGUGCCGAGAAUUUGGUGCCAACUUAACCAGCGUGGCUGACCAGGCGGAAAUGGAAUUCCUCCACAUUCUUUUGGUCACAAACGUGGUCAUCAAACGCAUCACUGAUCCGAUGCUUUUCAUCGGUCUGCACGAUGUUUCUCAAAACCGAUCCUUCGUCUGGACCGAUGGCACUCCGGUCACGUACACGGACUGGUCACCCAUGGAUAUCAGAACCGGGUUCCCACAACCGGACGGCGCCAAGAUCAACUUCUGCGUUGCCAUAGUGAUGAAGAACGUCUGGGGAACUGACCAAUGGUACGACGUCGCCUGCGAUGACCGAGCCACGAGGUCCUACAUCUGCAAGCAGGCGGCAAACCGAGUCAACCGUCCGGGAGAUAAUACCUAA
Molecule: messenger RNA, 4350 nt
Organism: Branchiostoma belcheri (Belcher's lancelet)
Lineage: Eukaryota; Metazoa; Chordata; Leptocardii; Amphioxiformes; Branchiostomatidae
Exons: 25
Coding region: 1-4350 (1449 amino acids)
Molecular function (GO): protein binding
Source: RefSeq, a predicted model, not a curated record